Messenger RNA from Monascus purpureus, 560 nucleotides. Lineage: Eukaryota; Fungi; Ascomycota; Eurotiomycetes; Eurotiales; Aspergillaceae. The record is from the annotation of a GenBank genome assembly.
AUGGCCCAAGUCGCCAGCCGCCAUCUACCAGUGCAAGCCAACUACCUCCAGCUUAUACUCCACAACCUUUUCAGCAUUCUUUUUCGACCGGGUUCGCCUUCCGCCCAGUACCAUGUGGGGCACCUCUACUGCGAAAAGGAUACCGAGCCACAUCAGGCAUCUGACCUGGGUGAAAAUCCAUGCUCAAGGGCAAUCGAUGCUCCAGAGCAGGCCAAAGAUGCCAGCACGGCCAAAGGCAAGUCAGCCACACCUGGCCCAUCCACUCAGUCAACCGAGUGCUCUAGUCCAGAACAUUUUGGUGCUCAAACGACGCCAACUUCUGAUAGCCCAGUGCGCUACCCAUCAAUAGCUGUGGUUGUACCGCCACCGCCCUAGAAGUAACAAGCUAUUAGGACAAGCACAAGGAAGCCAAAACCGUACUCGUCGGACAAGAAUGCGCUGCUGGUGCGGCUGAAAGAAAGAGAGGCAAUGCCAUGGUCUGAGAUUACGGCUCACUUUCCAGGACAAAAUGUGUUGUCCCUUCAAGCCCACUAUUCAACCAAAUUACGCCACAAGGCCAG